AUUGGGAAACUUUUGACUGAAACAGAAGGGAAAGGUCGCGGUGGAGGGAGUUCAUCUCGCUUUUGUUCUUCAUUUCUCAAUUUGUUCCAGAGGAUUAGGGUUUGGAUAUUAUUCUUUAUAGGGAAUCGACGAAUUUUUCUGUUUUGCGUUUGGAUUAAGAUGGUUCAGCUGACGAAUUUCGACAAACUCUGGCCUGAAUCGAAGCAGCUAUUCACAACGAUGGCUGCUGUGACGGUUGGGGUGAAGGAGGAGAUCGAGGAACAAUUGGGUGAAAUGCAGGGUCCUCUCAACAAGAGAUCGAAGCUAGCUGAGUCCGCUGAGAAGCUGGAAAGCAAGCUGAUGAUGCUAUCGCCAGCUUACGAUCCACUGGACGAGCCAAGUCCACUUGGUCUUCGGCUGAAGAAGAGCCCAUCUUUCUUGGAUUUGAUUCAAAUGAGGCUUUCUCAGGGAAAGCCUGUUUCAACAUCAUCUUACGUGAGCAGUGGCCUAGAAACUGGGAUGAAGAUGGAACUCAAUUCUGCGGCUCUUUCAGGUUCUGUGGACAAGAUGAAAGCCUCAAACUUUCCUGCUUCAAUUUUGAGGAUUGGGAAUUGGGAGUAUGUUUCGAGGUAUGAAGGUGAUUUAGUAGCCAAGUGUUAUUAUGCAAAACACAAGCUCGUCUGGGAGGUGCUUGAUGGUGGUCUCAAGAACAAGAUUGAAAUCCAAUGGUCAGAUAUCACUGCACUGAAAGCAACUUACUCAGAACAUGGAUCUGAAACACUGGAUGUUGUGCUUGCGAGGCGGCCACUUUUCUUCAGAGAGACCAAUCCUCAACCCAGAAAACACACACUAUGGCAGGCAACUUCAGAUUUUACUGGAGGCCAAGCAAGCAUUCAUCGGAGGCAUUUUCUGCAGUGUCAGCAAGGCUUAUUAAAUAAGCAUUUUGAGAAACUCAUACAAUGUGAUCCACGUUUAAAAUCUCUAAGUCUGCAAUCAGAUAUCAUCUUGGAAUCUUCCUGCUUUGAACCUUCAUGCUCGGAGGACAAAGAAGAAUCUAACUGCCUCGGAUUUCAUAACCUGAAGCAGAAUCAUGCAUCCUCAGCUGAAUUUCAUGAUCCCAACCCACUCCGUUCUAACACUGCAGCAACGAAUACUGCUGAUGCAGGCAUUUCCACUAUGGGGGUUGAAGCACCAGAACUCGGAUCAUCCAUGUCUAAAGAAGAUCUGGUGAGCCAUUUAGAACAAUGCAUUUCAGAGCAGAAGGCUUCAGGCAACCCAUUCUUCUCAUCUGAUUCCAUCCUAAACAAAGAAUUGUUGGAGGAAUGGGCUGAUUAUUUCCUCGCAGAUUCUCAAACCUCUUUUCAUGAUGAAAAAUCUCUCUUAUCGAAAGUAAACUCGUUGAACUGUCUUCUUCAAAAGGCUCCAUCGAAUGAGAACUUGCAGUCAGCCAUCAAUGCGGGCAUGGAUGUUCAGCAACAUUUCAUUGAUGAUGAUUCCAAGCAGCUGGAUAGGAGAAAAGUUUUUGAAGACCCGCAGCAGGCUUGUGGGAUUUCGAGGAAGGAUUCCAUUGGUGAAUUUCUGAUGAAUUUUCCUCGAAUCGCUUCUAUUCCACAGUAUUUGCAUCUCUUUAGUAUAGAAGAAGAUAAUCACGACGAAGGUAUCUUUUAAAUGCCAACGAUGGGGUCACAGUCUUUGUAAAUAGUAAAGUCUGUCCAGUGCUGAUGAGUUUUUGGGCUUACAGUUUGUGUUUUGGGAUCUUAAUUUCGUACUCGCUAAAAAUAAAUUCCAUAAAGCUUUUAUUGCCUUGUUGAUGAGUUCGUUUAUCUUUUAGUUUAGGAAGAUUUGCAUGCAUACUGCCCACU
Phalaenopsis equestris is the source of this 1841-nucleotide messenger RNA. RefSeq lists its product as uncharacterized. Bases 160 to 1647 code for a protein of 495 amino acids. The record is from RefSeq and is a predicted model, not a curated record. The transcript is spliced from 6 exons. NCBI's taxonomy places the organism in Eukaryota, Viridiplantae, Streptophyta, Magnoliopsida, Asparagales, Orchidaceae.